Ictidomys tridecemlineatus (thirteen-lined ground squirrel) is the source of this 4764-nucleotide messenger RNA. RefSeq names its product elongator acetyltransferase complex subunit 1 (gene Elp1). Gene Ontology annotation, biological process: tRNA wobble base 5-methoxycarbonylmethyl-2-thiouridinylation. Gene Ontology annotation, molecular function: protein binding; tRNA binding. NCBI's taxonomy places the organism in Eukaryota, Metazoa, Chordata, Mammalia, Rodentia, Sciuridae. The record is from RefSeq and is a predicted model, not a curated record. Gene Ontology annotation, cellular component: cytosol; elongator holoenzyme complex.
UCUCGGUCGCACUGUUUGCUGCUCAGCCACGUUAUAGCGUCUACACCUGAGGUCGGGUGAUCACUGAGAGAGGGUCAGCGUGCGCCGCGAGAGCUCGGUUGCCCGGACGGAGGGCGUGCGCACACUGCGGGCCUCGGAACGCCGCGUAGGAAUUAAUGCUUCAUCAAGGGAAGUUUGUAUUUUCCUCUUGAGCAUUGCUUCAUCAUGCGAAAUCUAAAGUUGCUUCGGAGUCUGGAGUUCAGGGAUAUUCAAGCACCAGGGAAACCUCAGUGCUUCUCUCUCCGAACCGAGCAAGGAACAGUGCUCAUUGGCUCAGAACGCGGACUGAUAGAAGUAGAUCCUGUCACAAGAGAAGUGAAAAAUGAAAUUCCUCUGGUGGCAGAAGGCUUUCUUCCUGAGGAUGGAAGUGGCUGCAUUGUUGGUAUUCAGGACUUGCUGGAUCAGGAAUCUGUGUGUGUGGCAACAGCCUCUGGAGACGUCAUACUCUGCAAUCUCGGCACACACCAGUUGGAAUGUGUUGGGAGUGUGGCCAGUGGCAUCUCUGUCAUGAGCUGGAGUCCUGACCAAGAGUUGGUGCUUCUUGCCACAGGUCAACAGACCUUGAUUAUGAUGACAAGAGACUUUGAACCAAUCAUGGAGCAGCAAAUCCACCAGGAUGAUUUUGGUGAAAGCAAGUUUGUCACUGUUGGAUGGGGCAAGAAGGAGACACAGUUCCAUGGAUCAGAAGGCAGGCAAGCAGCCUUUCAGAUGCAAUUGCAUGAGUCUGCGCUGCCCUGGGAUGACCACAGACCACGUGUCACCUGGCGUGGAGAUGGGCAGUUUUUUGCUGUGAGUGUUGUUUGCCCAGAAACAGGGGCGCGCAAGGUCAGAGUGUGGAACCGAGAGUUUGCUUUGCAGUCAACCAGUGAGCCUGUGGCAGGACUGGGACCAGCUUUGGCCUGGAAACCCUCAGGUAGUUUGAUUGCAUCUACACAAGAUAAACCCAACCAGCAGGAUGUUGUGUUUUUUGAGAAAAAUGGACUUCUUCAUGGACAUUUUACACUUCCUUUCUUCAAAGAUGAGGUCAAGGUAAAUGACUUACUCUGGAAUGCAGACUCCUCUGUGCUUGCUGUUUGGCUAGAAGACCUUCAGAGAGAAGAACAUUCUGCUUUGAAAACCUAUGUUCAGCUCUGGACCGUUGGAAACUAUCACUGGUAUCUCAAACAGAGUCUGCCCUUCAGCACCAGUGGGAAGAGUAAGAUCGUGUCUCUUAUGUGGGACCCGGUGACUCCAUACCGGCUGCAUGUUCUCUGUCAGGGCUGGCAUUACCUCUGCUAUGACUGGCACUGGACCACUGACCGGAGCUCAGGAGAUAAUUCAAGUGACCUGGCAAAUGUGGCUGUCAUUGAUGGAAACAGGGUAUUGGUGACAGUCUUCCGGCAGACUGUAAUUCCACCUCCCAUGUGCACCUACCGACUGCUGCUUCCUCACCCAGCGAAUCAAGUCAUGUUCUUUGCACACCCUACAAAGAGUAACGACCUUGCUGUUCUAGAUGCCAGUAACCAGAUUUCUGUUUAUAAAUGUGGUGAUAGUCCAAGUGUGGACCCCACAGUGAAACUAGGAGCUGUGGGUGGAAAUGGAUUUAAAGUUGCCCUUAGAACACCUCAUCUGGAAAAGAGAUACACAAUUCAGUUUGAGAAUAGUGAAGACCAAGAAGUAAACCCACUGAAGUUCAGCCUUCUCACCUGGAUUGAAGAAGACAUUUUCCUGGCCAUAAGUCAUAGUCAGUCCAGCUCACAAUCUGUCAUUCACCAUUUGACUAUGGUCCCUUCUGAGAUGGAUGAGGAGCAAGGACAGCUCAAUGUCAGUUCUUCUGUGACAGUGGAUGGGAUCAUAAUCAGUAUGUGUUGCAGUCCCAAGACUAAAUCAGUAGCAGUGCAGCUGGUUGAUGGCCAGAUACUGAAGUACCUUUGGGAGUCACCUUCUCUGACUGUUGAACCAUGGAAGAACCCUGGUGGAUUUCCUGUUCAGUUUCCUUAUCCAUGUACACAGAUAGAAUUGGCCAUGAUAGGAGGAGAGGAAUGUGUCCUUGGUCUGACUGAUCGGUGUCGCUUUUUCAUCAAUGACACUGAGGUUGCAUCAAAUAUCACAUCAUUUGCAGUAUAUGAUGAUUUUUUAUUGUUGACAACCCAUUCCCAUACAUGCCAGUGUUUUCCCCUGAGGGAUGCUUCACUUAAAACAUUACAGGCAGGUCUGUGCAGUAAUCACACAUCUAAUGGGGAAGUUCUACGGAAGGUGGAGAGGGGUUCACGGAUUGUCACAGUUGUGCCCCAGGACACAAAGCUUAUAUUACAGAUGCCAAGGGGAAACUUAGAAGUUGUUCAUCAUCGAGCCCUUGUUUUAACUCAGAUUCGGAAGUGGCUGGACAAACUUAUGUUCAAAGAAGCAUUUGAAUGCAUGAGAAAACUAAGAAUUAAUCUCAACCUGAUUCAUGAUCAUAACCCCAAGGUGUUUCUUGAAAACGUGGAAACCUUCAUAAGACAGAUAGAUUCUGUAAAUCAUAUAAAUUUGUUUUUCACAGAAUUGAAGGAAGAAGAUGUCACAAAGACUAUGUACCCUCCACCAGUCAACAGCAGCAUCCAACUGUCCAGGGAUACCAGUGAGAAAAAACUUGACCUUAUCUGUGAUGCUAUGCGAGCAGCCAUGGAGAACAUAAACCCUCACAAGUACUGCCUAUCCAUACUCACAUCUCAUGUGAAGAAAACUACCCCAGAAUUGGAAAUUGUCCUGCAGAAGGUACACGAACUUCAAGAAAAUGCUCCAUCUGUUCCUGAUGCUGUAAGUGCAGAGGAGGCCUUAAAAUACUUACUGCUUCUGGUGGAUGUUAAUGAAUUAUAUGAUCAUUCCCUUGGAACCUAUGACUUUGACUUGGUCCUCAUGGUAGCUGAAAAGUCACAAAAGGAUCCCAAAGAAUAUCUUCCAUUUCUUAAUACACUUAAGAAAAUGGAAACUAAUUACCAGCGGUUCACUAUAGAUAAACACUUGAAACGGUUUGAAAAGGCCAUUGGCCACCUCAGCAAGUGUGGACCUGAGUACUUCCCAGAAUGCCUAAAUUUAAUAAAAGAUAAAAAUUUGUAUAAGGAAGCUCUGAAGUUAUAUCCGCCAAACUCCCAGCAGUACCAGGCUAUCAGCAUUGCUUAUGGGGAACACCUGGUGCAGGAGCAGCUGCAUGAGCCAGCGGGGCUUGUGUUUGCCCGUUGUGGUGCCCACUCUAAAGCGCUCUCAGCCUUUCUGACUUGUGGCAGCUGGCAGCAAGCCCUCUGUGUGGCAGCUCAGCUUGAUUUGACCAAAGACCAGCUGGCUGACCUUGGUAGAACUCUGGCAGGAAAGCUCGUGGAGCAGAGGAAGUACAGUGAUGCGGCCAUAGUUCUGGAACAGUAUGCCCAGGAUUAUGAAGAAGCUGUGCUCUUACUGUUAGAAGGAGCUGCCUGGGAAGAGGCUCUGAGAUUGGUAUACAAAUAUAACAGACUGGAUAUUAUAGAGACCAACAUAAAGCCUUCCAUUUUAGAAGCCCAGAAAAAUUACAUGGCAUUUUUGGACUCUGAAACAGCCAUAUUCAGUCGCCAUAAAAAUCGCUUGCUGGUGGUUCGAGAGCUCAAGGAGCAAGCGCCGCAGGCGCAUCUGGAGGAAGAGGUAACCCAUGGUCAAGAGUCAGACCUCUUCUCUGAAACCAGCAGUGUUGUGAGCGGCAGUGAGAUGAGUGGCAGGUACUCCCACAGUAACUCCAGAAUAUCAGCGAGAUCAUCUAAGAAUCGCCGCAAGGCAGAGCGGAAGAAGCACAGCCUCAAAGAAGGGAGUCCACAGGAGGAUCUGGCCCUGUUGGAGGCAUUGAGUGAAGUGGUACAAAGCACAGAAAAAUUAAAAGAUGAAGUACAUCAUCUUUUAAAGAUGCUCUUUCUCUUUGAGUUUGAUGAGCAAGGAAGGGAAUUACAGACGGCCUUUGAGGGUGCUCUGCAGCUGAUGGAAAGGUCACUGCCAGAAAUUUGGACUCUCGCCUAUCAGCAGAAUUCCACCACACCUGUUCUAGGUCCCAAUUCCACUGCAAAUAGCAUCAUGGCCUCUUACCAACAGCAGAAGACACCAGUUCCUGUUCUUGAUGCUGAGAUUUUUAUACCACCAAAGAUGGACAGAACCCAGUGGAAACUGAGCUUGCUAGAGUGACUGACCAUUAGGAAGUCCCCAGCAGAGAAGACUCCUUCCACCCUAUGUUCCUGAGGCCUGGCAUUGGAGAACUGGAAGUGUUCUGAUCUGUCUAGUGUUGCCGAGAGCUGCUAUAGUCACAGACCUCAGCAGACACCAGGCAAUUCUAUUUUUAUUUCCCUUGGAGAGGAUACAUCUUAGUCAUUAGCAAAACUUUGAGCUGUAGCCAAUAUAUCAUAAUUUCUUAAAGAAUCUCUGCUCUUGUACUUAAUGCUGUUUGAGAGCAUUAUUAUUUAUGGUAAUCAUGAGAUUAGGUCUCAUUUCCAGCUACAAGUCUGAUUUAUAUAGGGACUUUGGACAUGUCACGCAAUUGAUUUGUACCUCUGUUCUUAUCUGUUAAUAGAGAAUGAUGUUUCAUGGCUUCUACCUCAAAAAUGUGAAGACAAGUAAUGUUACUUACUUGUUUUAUGUUACUGGAAGAGAGCACUAUAUAUAAACAAAGACUAGUAGUGCUACCAGCAGUCAGAUGUAGACACUUAACUGGCUUCACUUUAAAGCAAAAUAAAAAUCAAAUGUGUCAUCUAA